Messenger RNA from Equus caballus (horse), 2307 nucleotides. It is a transcript of the gene UBL4A, whose product is annotated as ubiquitin like 4A. Gene Ontology annotation, molecular function: protein-folding chaperone binding. NCBI's taxonomy places the organism in Eukaryota, Metazoa, Chordata, Mammalia, Perissodactyla, Equidae. The record is from RefSeq and is a predicted model, not a curated record. Gene Ontology annotation, biological process: tail-anchored membrane protein insertion into ER membrane; post-translational protein targeting to endoplasmic reticulum membrane. Gene Ontology annotation, cellular component: BAT3 complex.
CUCUCGCGGCUUCCGGCGGCGGCGGGAGGUUCCGGCGCGCGCCCGGGGCGGCGGCGCGCGGCGGGCUGUUGGGUGCGUGCCGGCCGGAGUGGACGCCGCCGCGGCCGCCAUGCAGCUGACGGUGAAGGCGCUCCAGGGCCGCGAGUGCAGCCUGCAGGUGUCGGAGGACGAGCUCGUGUCCACGCUGAAACAUCUGGUCUCCGAGAAACUGAACGUCCCGGUGCGCCAGCAGCGGCUGCUGUUCAAGGGCAAGGCCCUGGCAGAUGGGAAGAGACUCUCCGAUUACAGCAUUGGGCCCAAUUCCAAGCUCAACCUAGUGGUCAGACCUCUGGAGAAGGUGUUACUGGAAGAAAGCACUACCCGGAGACUGGCUGAGACCCCGGCCCCACCCCCACCUGCCUGGCAGCUGAUCUCCAAAGUCUUGGCCCGCCACUUCAGCGCUGCAGAUGCCAGCAGAGUCCUGGAUCAACUGCAGAGGGAUUACGAGAGGUCCUUGAGCCGCCUGACUCUGGAUGACAUCGAACGCUUGGCUAGCCGCUUCCUGCACCCUGAAGUGACUGAAGCUAUGGAGAAGGGGUUCUCCUAAGAGGAUUCUUGGAGUGUGGGGAGGAGUGCAGCCAGGCUGCAAGCUGCAUGUAGCAUUAAAUGUGUUCUCAUGUUGCAAUUUGGCUCACAAUAAUACUAGCUGGCAGGUGUCCGGACCCGGCUCUCGCUAGGUGCCAGGCACCUCGCACAGAAGGUGGGACAGCCGAGGCUCCUGGCAGUGAAGUGAGAGAGCCAGAACCUGAGUCCAGCCAGCUUCUAGAAGUGCCUCAGGGUAAGAAGGAGAGAGGGGCUGUUUGGAAGGGCUCCGAGGGAUGGGCUCUGGCAUUUCAUGUUUAGCCCACUGAGAAUAAACCCUCAAGUGACUCCUUUCCAGGCCUGAAAGGGGAAGCAGCUGGCCCCUGCUGCCCAGUCCUGUCACCUGACAGGUGGUCCAGCAUUGGUGGGAGGCCAGGUGACAGCCAGCCCCGAGGCCCCUCAGCUGCUGCAGCCAGAGUGCACUCGACGAGAGACAAGCAGGUUGGGGAAUCGGGGAUGAACGCCCAGCUCUGUAGUGUGACUUCAAGCAAGUCCCUGUGCCAUGUUGGUCCCCAGCUGUUAGCUCUGCACAAUGAGGGCCGGUCCUUAAACCUCAGUCAAUUUCCUUCAUCCUUACCCCAGCACCAGGGUGAGGAGUCGGCAGCCAUCCUCCCCGUCAUGUUCCAUAAACAAACUGAGGCCAAAAGUGGAGUAAUGGCCAAACAUGGCCCAGAGAUGAGGUGUCCCAGCCCUUAGUGUCACAGCUGUUGUCUAGGCACCCUCUCUGCUUGUCUCCUCCUGGACAUGGGCAGUUCUCACCCCCUAGGAAUGACAGGUGACUGGCUUGAGGUCACUCAAGGCAGUGCCAGAGCUAGGCCUCGACGAGGCCCCUGUACCCUGUGCUCACCCACAGCGUGGAAGGGCCCCUUCCCCUGCCAUGUGUGUACAAGGGCUUCCACUUUGCACACCCCUCACUGGCUGAGAGGAGACCUCAGGGUGCUGGGGAGGGAGAAGAAGCAUGGGCUGGUGGUAGUGGUCCUCCCACCCUGCCUGGUGUGGGCACUAGAGAUCAUCUGGGCACCUGCUCCUUAGAGGAGGGCAUCUGGGAUGGCCAAGGCAGGAAGGAAGCUGCCCUCCUGCCUGGGCCUUGUUGGGUGAACACUGGGUCCCCAGGAUGGGAAGACAAACAGAGGCCUAAGGGGCGAAGGCUUUGAAGAGUCCACAGAAGCCCCUGGCCCCACCUGAGAGCCGAGAAUAGAAAACAGGGCCUGCUUAGGAGCCUGUGUGGUCUGGCAGCUCAUGUGACUUACCAAUGCUCUCAUUUAUUUUGAGUCAGGAAGUUUAUGUUGAAAUUUUAAAUCGCACUAAAGGUGAAUAUGAGACCUUGACUUUUAUCCAAAAGGAACUAUAUUAGCUAGGCUGCUUUUGGUUUCCAAUAAUUGGUUUAACCAUAGAGGAAGUUGGUUUAAACAAUAAAGGAAACUUACUGGUUUACGAAGCUGAGAAGUCCAGCGGUAUUGGCAGCAGAUGAACAAUUUCACCAAAUACCCAGUUUCUUCCUACCUCCCUUCUGCACUCUGCAGUGUCUGCUUCAUCCCAGGCUGCCGCCUCAGGAUCAAAAGAUGGCUGCCUGAAGAUUCCACUGAAUCCCUCGUUCACAGCCAGCAAGGAGCACCUACUUGCCCUGUAGUGUAGCUUUUUUCUCAGAUGCCCCUGACAAAUAAACAGUCCUUUCGUUGGUCAGAA